Molecule: messenger RNA, 1944 nt
Organism: Trichomonas vaginalis G3
Lineage: Eukaryota; Parabasalia; Trichomonadida; Trichomonadidae
Product: heat shock protein 70kDa family
Exons: 1
Coding region: 1-1944 (647 amino acids)
Biological process (GO): cellular response to unfolded protein; protein refolding; endoplasmic reticulum unfolded protein response
Cellular component (GO): cytoplasm; nucleus; endoplasmic reticulum lumen
Molecular function (GO): ATP-dependent protein folding chaperone; ATP binding; misfolded protein binding
Source: RefSeq, a predicted model, not a curated record
AUGUUUUUCUCUUUACUAUCCUUACUCCGUGCGGAGGAGACUAAAGAGAAGAUGGGUACCGUUAUCGGUAUCGAUCUUGGUACGACAUACUCCUGUGUCGCUAUUUUCCAGAACGGCAAAGUUGAUAUCAUCGCUAAUGAAGCUGGUUCUCGUAUUACUCCAUCAGUUGUUUCUUUCUCUGACCACGACAGACUUGUCGGUGAAGCCGCCAAGCACCAGAUGGCCAACAACCCACACAACACAAUUUUCGCUAUCAAACGUUUAAUGGGCCUUCGUUACUCCGAUAAGGAAGUUCAGAACGAGCUCAAGCGUCUCCCAUAUAAGGUUAUUGAUCAGGACAACCGUCCAUUCGUUGAAGUCCAGUACAAGGGCAAGACAGAGCAUUACUCCCCAGAAGAAAUCUCUGCCAUGAUUCUUUCCAAGAUGAAAACAAUCGCUGAAGAGUACCUCGGCCGCCCAGUCAAGAACGCCGUCGUUACAUGCCCAGCUUACUUCAACGAUGCCCAGCGUAAGGCUACAGCUGAUGCUGGUACAAUCGCUGGUCUCAACGUCGUUCGUAUCCUCAACGAACCAACAGCCGCUUCUCUUGCCUACGGUCUCAACAAGAAGGGCUCUAAGAAGAUUCUUGUCUUCGACCUUGGUGGUGGUACAUUCGAUGUUUCCUGCCUUGCUGUCGAUGAUGGUCUUUUCGAAGUUCUUGCUACAGGUGGUGAUACACACCUUGGUGGUGAAGAUUUCGAUGAUCGUACAAUCGAAUACCUCCGUAAGGCCUACGAGAAGAAGACAGGCAAGAACCCAGCCAAGAACGCUAAAGCUAUGGCUAAGCUGAAACGUGAGGCUGAGAAGGCUAAGCACACCCUCUCCACAUUACCACAAGUCAACAUCGAAAUUGAAAACUUCAUGGAUGGUGAAGACUUCACAGAGACACUUACACGUGCUCGUUUCGAAGAAAUCAACAACGAUCUUUUCAAGAAGUGCAUGGGCCCAGUCGAUCAGGUUCUUAAGGAUGCUGGUCUCUCCAAGUCCGAAAUCGAUGAUGUCGUCCUCGUCGGUGGUUCAACACGUAUUCCAAAGGUUCAGCAGCUCGUUAAGUCCUUCUUCAACGGCAAGGAACCAUCCAAGGCUGUCAACCCAGAUGAAGCUGUCGCUCACGGCGCUGCUGUCCAGGCUGCUGUUCUUUCUGAUGAUGAGAACCCAGGUGAGAUCAUCCUUCUUAACGUUAACCCACUUACCCUCGGUAUCGAAACACAGGGUGGUGUCAUGGCCGCACUUAUCCCACGUAACUCCCGUGUCCCAACAUCCAAGAGCAAGAUCUUCACAACAGCUUCUGAUAACCAGGAGCAGGUUAAGAUCCAGGUCUUCGAAGGUGAACGUCCAAUGACAAAGGAUAACCACGAACUCGGCUCAUUCGACCUUAACGGCAUCAAGCCAGCCCCACGUGGUGUCCCACAGAUCGAAGUUACAUUCGAAAUCGAUUCCAACGGUAUGCUCUUCGUUUCCGCUGAAGAUAAGGCCUCCAAGUCCCGCGAAUCCAUCACAAUCAACGCCCAGGAAGCUCGUCUUUCUGAGUCCCAGCGUGAAGAGGCUAUCCGUAAGGCUGAAGAAAUGAAGGAGGAAGAUGAGAGAGUUCGCAAGGCUGCCGAGGCUCGUAACCAGCUCGAGCAGUACUGCAUCUCCGUCCGCAACGUUGUCGAUGACGAGAAGAACACAGCUAUGGAUCAGGAUAACAAGGACAAGGUCAAGGAGAUCCUCGAGGAGACAUCCAAGUGGGUCGAUGACCAUAAGGAAGAAGACAAGGAUACAUACGACCAGAAGCUUAAGGAGGUCAAGGAACAGAUCGAACCACUUAUGCCAAAGAAGGGCGCUGCUGGUGCCGGUGCUGAGGGCGAGGCUGAUGCCGACGCUGAAACAGGCGAGGCUAACGUUGAGCACGAUGACCUCUAA